UUCUAGAUGGUUUUUGCUUUGUGUCAUUCUUGAGAAACUUCAUGACAUUAUUAUUCCAGUUAUAAACAUUAUAAAAUGUUUUUUUAGACUUAAUGUUCUCUUUUUGUUAUUGUUUCCAUGGCCAGAGCAGAGGGAUUAUGUGAACCCCUCUCUCUCCACUCUGGAAUGUUCUCCCUGUAGAUUACUGUAUUAAAGCUGCUAAUGGCUAAGCUGCAGGUCUUUGCUUCAUCAUGAGGUCUACUGCCUUUUUCCUGAUGAUGGUCUGCUGCUCUGUCAGUGGUAGUCGGUCUGAGGUCUCUGCUCCCGUGGAUUUUCCCGCCAUGAAUAUUGGGGACCUUCGCAUCCUCUGGGAUGAAUUGCAGGGCCUCAAGAAGCUGGUCCUCAGUCUGAAGGGGGAGGAAGUGGAACGACGACAAGAACUUCGGAGUGUGGAGAGUCGGCUAAGAGAUGGGGAGGUGGUGACAGAGCGGCAGAGGCAGAGCCUAGAUGAGCUGCGGGUGACAGUUGGCCAUCGGCUAGACGAGCUGAGGAGGGAUGUGCUCACAGAGCAGAACUCUGACCUGAAGAGGAAGGUGGAGGAGCUGGAGGUGCAGACCAAAGGUCAGGGCCUGUUGGACACAGGCAGCACAGCACAAGCAGAUGAAAUACUGGAGCUUCAGCUUAGAAUCAACAGCAGUGAGAGCUCCAUGGAGAACCUGAAGAUGAAGAGUUUAGCUGUAGCGGCUGAGCUGCCGUUCCUGCAGACCAGACUGAGGGCGAGUGAGAGAGUCAUGGAGCAGCUCAGGAGGAAGGAUGCAGUUCUGGCCAGCAGGAUGUGCAGCACUGAGACUCUGAUGGAGGACCUAAAGGGGCAGAUCUCAGACAUCCAAGCCUCCAAUAGUUCAUCUGCCUCUGAAGCAGUGAUGCUGGAACAACGCCUGGAGAUCCAUCUGGACGGGCUGAGGACAAACAUUGAAGACCAGGUUCAUGAGUUGAAGAAUAAAUUCAGCUCCAGCCAGCUGAGCCUGGAAGGACGGAGUGCCUCUGCUGAGAAUCGCCUAACUGAUGCUGAGAGACAACAAGACGAGCUGAGGAAAACCAACGCUGAGUUGGAGAGCAGACUGAGAUCAAGUGAAAAACAGCUGGAAGAUUUGAGGACAGCAAACACAGAGGUGGAGAGCAGACUGAGAUCCAGUGAAAAACAGCUGGAAGACCUGAAGACAACAAACACAGAUAUGCUGGUCAGGUUUGGAUACACUGAGGGAAAGCUGGAGCAGCUGAAGAAUCUCUCUGAAGUCCUGGAGGUCAGACUGAUAGUCAGUGAGAGACGGCUGGAAGACCUGAAGACAAACAACUCAGAGUUUGACACCAAGCUUUCAGAUGUGGCCCUCAGCCUGCAGGCGGCAGAGCAGCAGCUGGUUGAUCUGAAGCAACACAGCUCAGUAAGAGCAGCAGAACUGGCUUUUCUUGCAGAAAGACUGACAGCCGCUCAGAGGAACUCAGAAGCUGAGCUGAAGGUGGCCUUUUCAGUCGGUCUGACUGACUCAGGGAUUGUUGGACCAUUUGAAGAAGAAACCACUCUUAUCUUCUCCAAAACCAUCACGAACAUUGGCCAAGGCUACAACAGCUCCUCAGGUGUUUUCACCGCUCCUGUUAGAGGACUUUACUUCUUCAGCUUCACGGCUGCAGAUUACCAGAAGGGGUACAUGGGUCUGUACCUGUACAGGAACCAGCAGCCUGUCCUCUUCAGCCUGGACCUGAACGACCACGGCGGAUACACCUCCACAACCAGUGUGGUGGUUCUGCAACUGGAGGGGGGGGACAUAGUCCGCCUGGCUUUGCCGGCCAGCUACCGCCUCUAUGACGACUCAAGGAGCUUCAGCGUGUUCUCUGGCUUCCUGUUGUUCCCAGUCUGACACCGCCGGUCCACAUACAACACAUGGACUUCAUUAAUACUCAAAUAAAAAGUUAGAACUUUGAUUCAGGUCAGAGAAGAAGGUUUUAUGGUGCCAUUUUCAACAAACACAGGCUGAGGGGGUGGGAGCCUCUUGGCACAUGUGAGUCUCCAAACUUAUUAAAACAUAACAAAAAAUAUGGGGUUAGCUUAAUCUGGAUUAAUAGACAGAUAUAGCUGGGCAUCAUCAGCAUAACAGUGGAAAUUAAUCCCAUGCUGUCUAAUAAUUCUACCGAUUGGGAGUAUAUAUAAAGUUAAGAGAAUUGGUCUUAGCACGGAUCCCUGUGGUACUCCACAGGUAACCUUUGAGCAUGAGGAAGAUUUAUCAUUAACGUGAACAAAAUGAAAAUCAAUCAGAUAGAUAAGAUUUAAACCAGUCUAGAGCUGUUCCUUUAAU
Messenger RNA from Cyprinodon tularosa, 2330 nucleotides. RefSeq names its product paramyosin-like. The transcript has 15 exons. The coding region runs from base 231 to 1895 and encodes 554 amino acids. Lineage: Eukaryota; Metazoa; Chordata; Actinopteri; Cyprinodontiformes; Cyprinodontidae. The record is from RefSeq and is a predicted model, not a curated record. Gene Ontology annotation, molecular function: protein binding.